AUGGGAGCUACCGGCGCUCGACGUCGGGCUAGCAGUUUUACCGUACCGAAUAACCCCGUCACGGUUGGCAUUGUGUUGCGAUGGAGUGCACUAGGAAGUUUAGUGAUAUGUGUUGUACUGGUGCUCGUACUACCAUGGCCUUUACCUUACGAACAGCCAAUCGAAGAGAUCAUGCAGGACCGAUCGAGCCAUCUGCAGGAACAGUGCCAAACGAUUCUCGACCACGGGAAUCUGUCAGCUUCCAGUGCACGAACAUUAAAACCACAGUAUCUGUACUAUAACUACUUUUAUCAGCCACAGUUUCAAAUGCUCUGGUGCUCGAUUAACAAGGUCGCUUCCAGCAGUUGGAUGUAUCAGUUCAAUCGAUGGGCCGGUGUUUCGCGGGAAAAAAUCGCACAAGCCGCACGGGAUAUGAAGGCACUCGCGCGUAUGUACUACCCCGUACCGACACGUGCCGACGUGGAACAAAUAAAGCGAAACGUGGACUUGCCAGUGAUCCGAUUUCUGCUGGUGCGUGAUCCAAUGGAUCGGUUCGUCAGUGCGUACGAGGAUCUGAUCGUCCGACCGCAGAGUGAUAACUAUCUUACCCUGCGGCGGUUCAUCUUUCGCGAAGUUUACGGCCUAGACACCCCCUCAGGCAGCGAGAAUGGUACCUCCCCGCCCGUACCGAGCUUCAGCGACUUUACCGAGUUUGUGCUGCGUCGCCCCAACGUGCUAGAUCCACACUGGGACACUUACUACAAUCUGUGCGAUCCCUGCUUCCUGCAGCCGACCGUGAUCGUCAAGCUGGAAACGUACGACCGGGACGUGGCGCACCUGCUCCAGCUCGCACACGUACCCACCGGUGCGGAUAAUUAUGAUAAUGCACGGGGUAAAGCAUUUGAGGGACAUCGUCUGAAUGUUAAUCAUCAUCGCGCGUCGGGUGACACUUUACAUCGAAACGCCUCCACGAUAGAUCGGCUGGCGGAACUGACGAAGGAACAGUUCGAGCGAUUGUAUCGCCGGUACGAGCUAGACUUCCGAUUGUUCCAGUAUGAUGCGAGCCACUACUUUGCGAUGUACGGGACGGAUUGA
Messenger RNA from Anopheles maculipalpis, 1074 nucleotides. RefSeq names its product carbohydrate sulfotransferase 13-like. The coding region runs from base 1 to 1074 and encodes 357 amino acids. Gene Ontology annotation, molecular function: sulfotransferase activity. The transcript has 2 exons. Gene Ontology annotation, biological process: carbohydrate biosynthetic process. Lineage: Eukaryota; Metazoa; Arthropoda; Insecta; Diptera; Culicidae. The record is from RefSeq and is a predicted model, not a curated record. Gene Ontology annotation, cellular component: membrane.